ACAAAACAGAGAAUGAUAUAAAUGCCUCAAAACAUAACUCUCGCAUAAAAAAAACAUGAAUACUUCUAUAAUAUGUAUAGUUUUAUUCCUCUGCAUUAUCAAAAUUUAAUAAAAUAGUGAAUUAAUACAAUUUUAAAGUUUAUUUAAUCCGUGUGACACAUUUUCACAGGAGAUUCACAUCUGUAUUACCUCAUCUGUGGUAUCGCCCAUCACUAGCACGUGAUUGAAAUCAAAAUGGCGUCUAAAAGACCUGAAAAUCGUGGUCCUCCAGAACUGUUUUAUAACGAAGAAGAAGCAAGAAAAUACACAUGUAACUCAAGAAUGAUUGAUAUUCAAGUAUCUCUCACGGAAAGAGCUUUAGAGUUACUGGGUAUGAAUGAUGAUGAACCGAAAUUCUUACUAGAUAUAGGUUGUGGUUCUGGUCUUAGUGGAGAUGUUCUCUCUGAAGCUGGACAUUAUUGGCUUGGUUUUGAUAUAAGUAAAGCUAUGUUAGAUGUUGCUAAAGAAAGAGAAGUUGAUGGAGAUAUUAUUCUGCAUGAUGCUGGACAACGUUUGCCAUUUCGUCCAGGAUCUUUUGAUGGUUGUAUCUCUGUAUCUGCUCUACAAUGGCUGUGUACUUCAAACAAGAAGGAAGAUAACCCUGUGCGACGUUUACAUACGUUUUUCUCUUCAUUAUAUGCAUGUUUAUCUCGCGGUAGCAAGGCGGUGUUUCAGUUCUAUCCAGAGAACCCACAACAAAUGGAACUAGUGACAGCUCAAGCGAUGAGAGCAGGCUUUACUGGAGGCAUUGUUGUUGAUUAUCCGAACAGUAGCAAAGCAAAGAAAAUAUUCUUAUGUCUUUUCACUGGUGGGAACUCAAGUUCUCUCCCUCGAGGUCUAGGAGAAGAUGUCACAGGGACAGUUGGCAAUGAAGUACGGUUCUCAGGCAAGCGAGAGCGUUUAACAAAACCACAGUGGGGUAAAGCACCCAAGAAAAGUAAGGAUUGGAUUGAAGCAAAGAAAGAAAGAAGACGUCGUCAAGGGAAAGAGACAAGGCAUGAAUCAAAAUACACUGGACGAAAACGAAGACCUGUAUUUUAAUGACUGUGGUACCGGGUGUAUGUGGAAAUAAAUUUUAAAAAACCCUUUGAUUUGGAUUUGCUAAAAAUGGCCUAUUCUCUAGCAUCUUAAUGUUGCAAAGCCUUGCUAUUAACAUGUAAGUGGCCUGAAAUACAUAUGGCCUCGACAAAUACACUUUAAUCAUGCACAGAACUAAAUAGUGCUCUUUUAUUCAUUUAAUAUAUACACCCUUUCCAUAAUUACGUCAUUUGGCCUGGGAGCCCCACUCUCAUGAAUCGUGAGCCAUUCACCUUGAGUAAUUUACUAAUGAGAGCAAGGCACCAAGACCAAAAAGUAUGUGUGACAUAAUUAUUGAAAGGGUGCAUUAUCUCAUCAGAAACUGUAAAAUGGUAUUUCCCUAUGUGUACAUAUUUAUGAAAAAUGCUUAACUGGGAAGCAGCCUUUAGGCCAGUAAAUAUCAAUUACUUGUUUUGAAAUAGACUUCACUACAGUAUGCUUGAGUUGACCAUGCUAAACACUAACUCUUUGUUCCACCAUCAUGGUGAAUAAAUAAUAUGAUUAUGCAGUUUUUUUCCAAAAUUAUGAUUCUUCC
Molecule: messenger RNA, 1651 nt
Organism: Paramuricea clavata
Lineage: Eukaryota; Metazoa; Cnidaria; Anthozoa; Malacalcyonacea; Plexauridae
Source: the annotation of a GenBank genome assembly